Messenger RNA from Cucumis melo (muskmelon), 1613 nucleotides. Its product is annotated as presenilin-like protein At2g29900. Gene Ontology annotation, biological process: protein processing. Gene Ontology annotation, cellular component: membrane; nucleus. The transcript is spliced from 2 exons. Lineage: Eukaryota; Viridiplantae; Streptophyta; Magnoliopsida; Cucurbitales; Cucurbitaceae. The coding region runs from base 204 to 1517 and encodes 437 amino acids. The record is from RefSeq and is a predicted model, not a curated record. Gene Ontology annotation, molecular function: aspartic endopeptidase activity, intramembrane cleaving.
AGGAUGAAAAAUGGAACUUUUUAACCAAUAAUAUUCGGGGCAAAUAUGCCCCCUAGAGUUAGGUCAGCAGAGUAAUUGAAGAAGGGCAAGCGGACGCAGAAUAUUGGCGCUGAGUCGAAAUCUUCAAUAAUCUUCCCCUUCAGAUUGUUGCGACAGCCAUAGCCUUGAGAAUUGAAGUUUGAUCUAUAACUAAAAAGACCCAGAUGGCCGAAAAUAAAAAACCCACCAGCAUUCUUGAAUCUCUAGGGGAAGAGAUCGUUAGAAUUGUUGCCCCUGUUUCAAUCUGCAUGUUCAUGGUAGUUAUUCUAGUCUCUAUCCUCAACUCCAACUCUUCGUCUUCUUAUGCAACAGUUGGCUCCAUCGCUACCAUUGCAUAUAAUGAGAGCAGCUCUGAUACCUCAUGGGACAAAUUUAUAGGUGCUCUUUUAAACUCACUUGUGUUUGUGGCUGUUAUAACUCUGGCUACAUUUCUCAUGGUAUUGCUUUUCUACCUUAGAUGUGUCAAGUUCUUGAAGUAUUACAUGGGUUUCUCUGCUUUUGUUGUGUUGGGUUUUCUUGGAGGUGAAAUUGCAUUGUUCUUGAUUGAGGAUUUCAGUAUUCCAAUUGAUUGUUUCACUUUUUUGGUUGCUCUAUUCAAUUUUGCUGCUGUGGGUGUUUUAGCUGUGUUCAUGUCAAAAAUGGCUAUCCUUGUAACACAAGGGUACUUGGUUUUAAUUGGGAUGUUGGUGGCUUAUUGGUUUACUUUGUUACCUGAAUGGACUACUUGGGCACUUUUAGUUGCAUUGGCUGUCUAUGAUCUUGCAGCUGUUUUACUGCCUGUUGGACCAUUGAGGCUGUUAGUUGAGCUUGCAAUAUCUAGGGAUGAAGAUAUUCCAGCUUUAGUUUAUGAGGCUCGGCCAGUGGUUAAUCAUGAUUCAAAUCCUAGGGAUUUAGUGCAAAGAAGGAUGAGGGUGUGGAGGGAAAGAAAUGAAACUUCCGAUAAUCGCCCCGUUGCUGUUCCUGAUUCUGUUUCCGAUGGGAAUGUGGUUUCUGAAUCUAAUGUAGAUGAAAUUGAAACAUCCAAUUCCUAUCCAAUUCCAAUCAUAUCAACUGCUGUUAGAGCUGAAGAGGGGGAGGUUCACCCCAUAAGGAACGCUGAGCUUCUUGUUCCAUUAAUUGAUAAUGGAGGGAAUGUUCAGCCACAUGGAGUAGCAGAAGCUUCUGGAUCAAAUGAAAAUUUGAUGUUAGAGGGAAUAGGAUUGGGAUCCUCUGGUGCUAUCAAGUUGGGGCUAGGAGACUUCAUUUUCUAUAGUGUAUUGGUUGGUAGAGCAGCAAUGUAUGAUUACAUGACGGUUUAUGCUUGUUAUCUUGCAAUUGUAGCUGGUCUUGGAAUCACUUUGAUGCUAUUGGCAAUAUAUCAGAAAGCUUUGCCUGCUCUCCCAGUAUCAAUAGCGCUAGGUAUCGUGUUUUACUUCCUAACACGUCUCUUCCUUGAGGUCUUUGUUGUACAAUGUUCUUUGAACCUUUUGAUGUUUUAGACUAGAUUUCUCCAACAGUAUAUAUGUAUGAACUGUUGAUUGUUAGAUGGUUGAGGAUUGGAUCUUGAGAAGUUUCAAUGCCUGGAAAUUUGGAAA